This is a messenger RNA of Pundamilia nyererei, 2009 nucleotides long. RefSeq lists its product as uncharacterized. Gene Ontology annotation, molecular function: nucleic acid binding. The record is from RefSeq and is a predicted model, not a curated record. The transcript has 2 exons. The annotation marks the transcript as partial. Lineage: Eukaryota; Metazoa; Chordata; Actinopteri; Cichliformes; Cichlidae. Gene Ontology annotation, biological process: DNA integration.
GGUCUACGGAUGUGGGCCAGGCAACUUGCUCGCCUGUUUGGUUCCAGCUGAAGUCGCAUACGCCAAUUUGGAAACCACAGUAUAGGCAAAAGAGAGAAGCUGAGGAGGGAAUUGCAGAAACCAUUGAAGGGCUAUUGAAAGUAGGGGUGCUUGAGCCCUCUCAAUCCUACUGGAACACUCCUAUUUUGCCAGUAGAGAAGCACGGGACAGGAAAGUACAGAAUGGCACAUGACUUAAGAGCCAUUAAUGCCAUUUUACGUACUGACACGAUACCUGUCCCAAAUCCAUACACAGCAUUGACGGCAUUAACACCAGAACAGAAGUGGUUUACAUGUAUUGAUCUAGCGAAUGCGUUUUUCUGUCUCCCGUUACAUGAGUCUCUGAGGGACGUUUUUUCAUUCACAUAUAGGGGGCAACAGUACAGAUACACACGGUUGCCACAAGGGUUUGCACUCUCCCCUGGCAUUUUCAACCAGGUGCUUAAAGAAGCUCUAUCGCCAUGCCACCUACCAGAGGGGUGUUCAUUGGUGCAAUAUGUUGAUGAUUUGCUCAUUGCGGCUCCGUCUGCUUCGGCAUGUACGGCAGCCUCACUCACCAUACUGAAGAGACUCGCGGAGUGCGGGUUUAAAGUCAGUAAAGAAAAGUUGCAGCUGGUCCAACCAGAGGCCCUGGGAGAUCCAGAGGAGGUGAGUAUCAUAAAGUGUAAAGGUCACUCCGCGGGGACUGGCAUGGUGGCCAGAGGAAAUCAGGAAGCCGAUCGAGCUGCGAAAGAGGCAGCAGGCUAUAAAGCAUCACGGCAAAUGGUGCAAAUAGUUGUGGAGGAAGAACAAGGAGUCAACAUGCUAGAGGAGGCCAGGAAAGCCCAAGAGGCGGCGGCCCCGGAAGAAAAGGGGGUCUGGAAGAGUCGAGGAGCCUGGGAAGAAGGAGGUCUCUGGCGAGGACCUGACGGACGACCAGUGUUGACCGCCAACCUGGCAAAACAGAAGAUUGCCGAAGUGCAUGGGCUUGGUCCUGUAGGUGUGGCCCACAUGGGGAGACAUCUGUGCCAUUGGUGGCAUCCCUUUUUGAAGGAUAUGAUUAAGGAAAAAGCCAGGACGUGUCUGAUCUGUGGGAGACACAAUCCAAAGCCAGUGAUUAAACCGGAGGCAGGUAAGUUUCCCAUCCCAGAGAGACCAGGUGAAGAGAUUGUGAUUGACUUCACUGACAUGAUUAAUUCAGGGCCAGGAGGAGUUCGAUAUCUACUGGUAAGUGUAGAUGCUCUGACGGGAUGGCCCGAAGCGUGGCCAACAAAAAGGGAGGAUGCAAAAAGUGUAAUUAAGUGUUUAAUCAAUCAUUACAUCCCCCGGCAUGGUUUUCCUAAGAGAAUUAGAUCAGACAAUGGGACUCAUUUCAAAAACAAAGAUUUGGCAGAGGUAGAACAGAAGCUGGGGUUGCAACAUAGAUUUGGCACUGUAUAUCACCCCCAGUCGCAGGGGAAGGUAGAAAGAAUGAAUCUAAACUUGAAGGAUAAAAUCGCUAAAAUUUCUGCUCAGACGGGGCUAAAUUGGGUGGCAGCCCUGCCCAUUGCAUUAAUGAUAAUAAGAUGUUGUGUUAAUCAAUCCACAGGGUUCACACCAUAUGAGCUGUUGACAGGACGACAGUUUCCAGGUCCCUGGACAACAGUCCCGGCGGAAGAAAGUAUAAAGAGUAACAGAAAACAUAUUGAAUGUUGGAAAGAAUUAAAAGCUCUUGUGUCUAGUUUCACACAACAGGUUGGAGAGGGGGUGAAAGCGGAGGACAGGUCCGUCCCCGAUGCCAAGGCGAUGUGGUUGAAGGUCAUCAAGCGAAAGUGGAGAGAUCCAAGGUGGACCGGACCAUUCGAAGUAACUGCCCGAACCACCAGUGCGGUCCGUCUGAAGGGGAAUGGGGAGACCUGGUAUCAUUGGUCUCAGUGUGCAGUCGCGGACGAGAGCUUGCUGGAGCUAAGCUCCACCUCAACCAACACAGGGGGGAACAUAGAGGCAGAAUAA